AGGCUCAAUCCUUCUGGUCCUGCUGCUUCCAUACAUCGCCCAAGCCCGCAUCUCAGUCAUGUACGCCCACGACAAACUCAGCGACUUGGUAGCGCAGCAGUGCUUCAACGAGAUGUUCCCGAAAGCCAAACACGUGGAAAUCCAAGAGUCUGAUGAGCCGUGCAUCAUCUUUUGUGUCCUGAAGAAGCUGGGUAUAAUGUCCGCGAAUGGCGUCAUCAAUUUGGAGAUUUAUAGAAAACGAGUGCAACUGGCUCACCAGCUCGACCAGAGGAACCUGGUCAGCGACUUCGGAAGCUCAUGCGUGGAGAGCGCAGACGCAACUCAGCACAAACAAGAUGUCUGCCGAAAGGCUAAGGUCUUCAACGACUGCACGCACUUGUACAGAAUCUUAUUAAAAAAGCACAAGCCGGAUUAUGGGGGAACCAUGAUGGGGCUCAAUAUAUUGACGGUCAUUCUACCCUGCAUGCUUACGGUGCAAGUUCAUGGCACCUCUGGUACUCUGGUCGAUUUUACAGAUCCGAAGGUUCAAGGUCACCUGGACGCCCUAGUCCGUCUGGCGCAGUCCUGCGUCAUCAAAGUGCGAGCCUCCCCCAAGGACGUCAGAGCAUACUUCACCAACUCCUCGCCAGUCUCCAGGUCUGGACAGUGCUUCGCUGCUUGCAUGCUGGAGCAAAGUGACAUCAUCAACCAUGGGAAGGUUAACAGAGAUCUGCUGGUGCACCAAGCGAGUCUCGUCAACGGCAAAAACUCGAGGGUAGUCAGGAAACUCAACAGCAUCUCCAGACUCUGCCUGGACAGCAUCGAGGGCAUGUCUGACAGGUGUCAACUGGCGUCGACGUAUAAUGACUGCUUGAAUGAGAACAUGCUGGAGUUUGCCUUCCCUCUGGAUAUUGCUGAGGAGGCUGUGAGGAAGAUGCCGUUCCAUUUGAUACAACCUAAGUGA
Ostrinia furnacalis (Asian corn borer) is the source of this 943-nucleotide messenger RNA. RefSeq lists its product as uncharacterized. The transcript has 6 exons. The record is from RefSeq and is a predicted model, not a curated record. Bases 59 to 943 code for a protein of 294 amino acids. Lineage: Eukaryota; Metazoa; Arthropoda; Insecta; Lepidoptera; Crambidae. Gene Ontology annotation, molecular function: odorant binding. Gene Ontology annotation, biological process: sensory perception of smell.